Molecule: messenger RNA, 1429 nt
Organism: Ornithodoros turicata
Lineage: Eukaryota; Metazoa; Arthropoda; Arachnida; Ixodida; Argasidae
Exons: 26
Coding region: 121-1233 (370 amino acids)
Source: RefSeq, a predicted model, not a curated record
GGUCAGAAUACGUGGAACAUUUGUGCAUCACAAACGGUUUGUUAUACCUUAGAAGGUAGGUGUGCAAAACUCCGCCGUGAUCGUACAUCUAGCGAUUGACCCGAGAUCGCAGUGCUCGACAUGUUGAAGAUUACCCUGUUAUGCUUGCUCUGGGUUGUCGACGCAACAGAUAGAAGUAAACACCUCCUGACACCUACAGAUGUGACCCUUCAACGUAGUCGCUCUGGAAUUAACGAUGAUCUAUCUGAACUUGCCUACUCCGGUGAAGAAGACGUGCUAUACACAUCGCGACUUUACAACGACCUCAUUACCGGAACACUCAUGGCAUUUUGCGUCGGAUGGAAGGGUGCGCAAUGGGAGCACGGAAGAGCAGCUGCAGAAAAUUUGGGCAUCCGACACAUGUUUCACCCAUAUCACGCUGAGGUGGAAAAACUGGAAGGCAAGAAGAUGAUUGUUCCAUAUCUUAUGUCGGCAGCACUCAGUACUCUAGAAGAAGUUACGGCCACUAGGAACCACAAGUACCAGCCUAUCGCAGAAUACAUCAGGGUCGCACUUUUGGCUCGACUGAAAACACCAGAGAUCCCAAUCUGCCUGCCGAGACUACCAAAGACCACAAAUAACAAGAUACCACAGCUAAAAAAGCAGAUGGGACGGUCCUGGUUGACGGCCUCUUUCGAGGAUCUGACUGGUGCCGUACACAGCGUAGUCAAGGUUGCGGAUCGUUUAGAAAAGGCGGCAGAGGGUGUCAAUGAAGACUUUCACAAAGCGGAAAACUUUGUAACAAAGAAAGUACUGAAAUACGCUAAUACGGCAGUAAAGACAGCUACUGGACACUCGAUACAUGAGAUAACACAGACAGCCAUGAAAUACGCAGAUAAGGCAGUAAAGACAGUUACUGGACACACGAUGCAUCAGAUAGAACAGGCAGUCACCGAAUAUGCUCAAAAGAAAAUAAAGGUCCUCAAAGAUUUCGCCUCAAGCAUCUGUGACUAUAUGACCGAAGGCGCCGAGGAUGCCACAGCGUUUGGAAUAAUACAGCAAAUCCUGAAAAUUGGCUCGAAGGUCAAGGAGGUCUUUACUUCGCAAAACAAGAAGGCCGCCAUGAAAGAUUUAUUCUGGAUUGUUGUGAAGCUGUUCGAGAGCUUGGCGGGAUUCGAUCCGGUACAAGAUGUUUUUGGCUCUGUCAUCGAGGUUGUGGGAGAGGCGAUUGGAGCCUUUGCAGCAUCCAUAUGAGGAAUGCGAAUGGAUUUUCUCUCGUUGUCCCGCAUCGCAAGCGCCCAACGAGUAUACUCCGUCUUACAGCACGAUUAAGAUCAUCCAUGCAAAGAAUCACUCUGCACCUUAUCAAUUUAUCGACGCUGGUAUUUGGUUAUACAGGCAACAACACAUGCUUUGCACUUAAAUGAAAAUAAAGAUAUUGAAUCCUUCA